GCAGGAGAGAGAUGCUGCACUCAAAACAGCGUGCUCGAGCGCCGAUCCUUCAGUCUGUCGGUCGGAUGUGGAAGGGAGCAGGUUUAGCAAGGAAAGAGACUUCUGAAAGGGUUGGCUUCAAGUGAAUAAUCAAGACAUUUCAAGGUCCUAGCAAUGGUUAUGAUUUCUUUACAUGCUCUGCCCUGCUGAGAAGCGACAAAAAACGGUUCCUUGGCAGGACAUUGGAGAAGCAAAGGAAGGAAUGCAAGACGAGGUUGUGAUUCCAUCCGAACUGAAAACUUUAAAGGCCUAGUAACAAGAAGAAAGAAACUAAACCUUAGAUGGAUCCACAAAGAGGCUAUGGCUGAUACAACAUGAAUGUUCAAAGAGAGCUAGGAACCGGUGAAGACAACCAACAAGAAGACAUAAACAAGCAGACGUUUUUAGAACGAGCGGGAGAUGCUAAUGCCAACCAAAUAUCCAUAGAGGAAAUUUAUUUUGAUGAAAAAGAGCACAGUAGCCCACGACCCUCUCUUACAUCUCACUCUGAAGCCCAGGAGAGGAUUAUCAUCUGGGGAACGCAUGCUCGGAGUGAGGACCCAGAGCUGGAAGAAUUUGAACUUCUGGAGUGUCAAGAGCUAGAAACAUUAAUUGCAGAUGAAGAACACAGAGAUCGGAGAGUGAGGAACAAAAAAGUAACAAAGAACUAUUCUGAUAGACUGUCAACAUUUAAAACAAUGACAUCUGCUGUUGGAACUGCAUGGAAAGACCACAAUGAGAAUCACAGGGUGGAUGGAGGUGCAAAUGAGAACACUCAACCUCUUGACCUCAGGACCUCCAGCUCUCGUUCUGGGGAAUAUAGGACCCUGAGGGAGGCCAGGAGUGGUUCUGAGAGCAAUGUCUUUUCAUCUUCACUUUCUGCAGUUACCAGCCUCAGUGGAAGUUUAGCCAGUUCCCUGGACAGUGCAGGCCGCACGCAGCCUCUCUCUUCCCAGUCCACCAAGUCUACCUCAGGCAAAGGCAAGAACCAGCAACUAGCCACUAUUGAGUCCUACACCCACUCAGAUAGAAACAAGGAGCUUCCCAGGGAUUUGGACCAAAACCACAACUCAACCACACUGCCUCAGGAACCACAAUAUGACAGAAGUAAGCUAAUCACUCCAAGUGUGGGGUAUCCUUCACACAGAGGAAUACAAAUGCAAAAACUCACCACAGAUGCAGAUCAGAACCAGGGGAAAAUGACUUCAUCCGAGUUGCCCAAAGGUAUGGUGAGAGUGCUACCUUCUUGCAGGCAACUAGUACGACCUCUUUCUACCGAUACAGAUAAAAGGCAAACCUCAGGAUAUGUCAGCACAGACAUCCAGAUGGGACACCAGCCUUCACACUUCUCAGAGACAAGUUAUAGCCAUCAACAAGUUCAGCAGACUACAGAGGUCAAUAUUAAGUCCUCAAACACAGGCUCAGAGAUGCUUCCUAACCAGAUAUUUACAGGAGAGACUCAAGGCUUGAAGAGGCAGAGCUCUGCAGAUCGUCCUGACAGUCCCUCAAGCCUAGAGAGAAAGACUCACUUCAGCCGCCGGACCUACAGCAGUCCGACAAGACCAUCGACUCCUCCAUCCCCCAGAAACACUAGGUCACCUCAGAGACAGCAUUCGUCUUCGCCCAUCAAGACGUUACCUUCUCGGGGUCCACAGUUGGGUUAUGCUGUAUCACAGGGGUACAGCUCUGGUUUAAGAGCUCCGGUCAAAACUACAAUCAGCACAAGCAUCCAUAAACCUCCUCCAAGAGAGACCUCCCCUCCAUCCAAGUCCCCACCAAAGCCAAAAAGCGUUCGCCCCAAAAUCAUCACGUACAUUAGGAAGACCCCACAAAUUAAACCACAGUCCCUUGAUGGAACUUAUGAUGUGUCAUCCUUACAUACGAAACUUACAACGUAUAGUGGUACUCAAGCCAAACCAACACCAGGAGAUCAAAGGGAUGCCCCUGUGCUGAGUGCCUCAAACUUGCUCUAUGAUAAAUAUCGCCAAGAGAUGCAGAAAGUCCGGCUCUUCUGUCCUGGACUUAUGGUAUCUGGCAUCAAGCCACCCAGCAGUACCAUGCCCCACAAAAUGACAGGGAGGGCUGAUAGCUUCUAUGGGUCUCUCAACAAACCAAACUCUGCUGUGGUGAGCAGAUCUCCGGUCCCGUUUGGGUCUACAAUGUCUGGAGCCGAGGACACAUUAGGACCCCCUGUGGGAGCACAAGACACAGGGAAUCUUUAUCGCUCUCCGCGGGGCCUAAGACCUCAGCUUGGCGUUGGUGCUGUUAACAGGACUCCCUCUGCAACCGCUAAAAACAGAAUGGUCCUAACAGGUCACCCAAAGUCACCAUUGGCCCUCAACCAACCAAUGCAGGCUGUAACCCCGACCACUCAGAUCCCUCAGGAACCUCAAGAUCAAAAAAGAGCAGUGGCUGCAAAGUCUCUCUUGCCGAAACCAGCUCAAUCUGGCCUUCGUCCUCCUGGUUACUCCCGCCUCCCGCCUGCUCGCCUUGCUGCAUUUGGGUUCGUUCGGAGCUCCAGUGUCUCUUCCGUGUCCAGUAACCACUCGACGGACAGCACGCAGAGUGACCCAUAUCGACCCAUCUCCCGUCCCAACAGUGUAAAUGACGAAGCACCACCUCACCGUGUCAUUACAUCCCCACCUGCAGAAGGACCUAGAGCCCCCUUCCGCAGCCCCCCUCAACCCCCCAACACACCUGCACUCACACGCCGCUCCCUACUGCCCCCUCCACGCAGUUCACCUGUGGCUUCCCGUAAGGAGUUCCAGAAGACUUCUGAUGGCUCUCGUUCAUCUCUCUCGUCCCCAAAGAGAUUGGCUGUGGUCUCUCCUAAACCGCAGUCUCCAGUCCUCCAGAGGCAACAGAGAGCGACGGUUGCAGUCCGAGGUUCGAGCGUGCCGAUUUUGCCUCGUACUGGCUCUCCGGGCCCAGAGAAGAAAAAAGAAGAGCAGAAGAAGGAAAAAGAGCAAGAGGAAGCAGAGAGAAAUGAGGAACUGCUGCUCUUGCAGGGCCGCUUUGAAGAUCAGUCAAGGCAGCAUCAGGCUCUUCGAGCUGAACUGAAGAAAGCCAGCAUGGGUCUGGAGGUCUUUGUGAUCUGCACUCAACACUUCUGCCUCAAGAAUGAAAAUGCUGAGGAGAAAGAAAGACAGUUGUCUUGGGAACUCAGCAAAAUUCAGCAGGAAGUGGCCUUAAACGCAGCACGCUGGGAUCGUCUGCAAAAGGAGAAGCGAGAGCUGGAGGAGUGUUUUGAGAGGGAGCUCAAAGAGUUGCAGGUCCAGCAGGAGUCUGAACUUGCUACCUUAGAAGAGAACCUGAGAAUGCGGCACGCUUCAGACAGGGACCAUCUCAAAGCCGAACAUCAGUCAGAGGUGGAGGAGCUUCACACCCAGCACCAGGAACAGAUCGAGGAGUUGACUGCUAACCACGAGGCUGCCCUGGAGGACCUGAAGACCAUGCAUAACAUCACCAUGGCAACACUACAAGAGGAGCAUGCCAGGACUAUGAGAGAUUUAAGAAAAGCCCACGAGCAGCAGAAAGCCUGUCUUGAAGAAGAUUUUGAGAAACUGCGCCUCUCCCUUCAGGACCAGGUGGACACUCUGACAUUCCAGAACCGAACCCUGAAGGACAAAGCCAAACGUUUCGAAGAGGCUCUGAGGAAAAGCACCGAUGAACAGAUUGUGGACGCCUUGGCCCCAUAUCAGCAUAUUGAGGAAGACCUGAAGAGUCUGAAGGAUGUUCUGGAGAUGAAGAACCAGCAAAUUCAUGACCAGGAGAAGAAGAUUUGUCAGCUUGAGAAAGUGCAGGCCCAAAAGAACCUGCAUCUGGAGGAGCGGGUCCAGGUGCUUCAGCAGCAGAAUGAAGACCUGAUGGCCCGCAUUGACCGACACCUUACGGUGUCAAGACAACUGUCUGAAGAGAAUGCUAACCUUCAGGAGCAUGUCGAGAAGGAGACCAACGAGAAGAAACGACUAAGCCAAAACAACGAGGAGCUGCUCUGGCUUCUCCAGACGAGUCCUCACCUUUCCCCCUCCUCUUCCCCCAUUCACAGAGCCUUCUUCCCCAGCCCCGACAUCCCACCCUACCCUUAUUCUCCAGGCCCUGGUACCCCCACACACUCCUGUUCUCCCAGCCCCUGUACCCCCACUCACAGGGUGGUGUCUCCUGGAGCCGGAACGCCCACUCUCAGAGGUUCUCCAGCAGCACGGUCGUCCCCAGCUCGAGUCCCGAACGCCAACACUUUGCCCAGAUGAGCAGUCCUACCGAAUCACUUCAUCUGUCUUCUUAUCCGUCUUUCUUUUAUUCAUUUGGGAUUUCAGUGCUUUUGAUGUGCUGUUGAUGAUCUUGAUAAGCGAGACUUUUGCGGUUGCUAUUACAUUCAUCAUUUAUUUAUACGGCUUCCGACGACUCCAACUGCAAGACAAAGAUGAGCCACACAACAUGUCUGUUCGUCUCUGGGGAUUGAACUUGUAAACCCGUAGCAUCAGAAUGAAAGAGCUGAUGGUCAAAAAUAAAUGUGCUGAGAUGAAGUCAGGACUAUCGUUCUACUCUGCUUUAGAUGUGACCUUAAGACUCUAUAACAUGCUGUUGAACUCUAACACAAAUGUGUGUACUUUCUCCUGAAAGGUACAUGAGAACUCUAAUACAACAAAUAGCACUUUAUGUUUCUGCUCAACCUUCUUCCAACAGAUAAAUGCACCAGCAUUUUCUCAUUUUGUGGUUUAGGACAGUAUCCUUAUUUCAUGAUUCUCCAAGUUUUAAUUCAAGCCACUAGUGCAUGACUUAUGAAACAAAACAGGGAGAUGCAGAAAAUGUAAAAGUACAGACUACAGGAAGUGAUGUAAAUUGUUGUCAUAACUUUUAUGAUUUAUUUAUCAAAAUGGACAUUUUGCUUCUUGAUGUGCAUGUGAGUCUUCCAUUCUUAAUGUGAAACUUAGGAUAGUUGUCAUGUGAGCGUAGAUACUCCGACUCGUGGGAAUGAUAGCUUCCACCUCUAAAUGUUUGAGAAAAUGAUUUAACUAAUUGAGUACCUCAGAGAUGACGUAUUUUCCUAUGCAAACCCCAGAAGCGAGCCUUUUAGCACUUCUGGUUCCAUCGCCCCAAAGUCAAUUUUUUUGUAUGGGUUUUUAGUGAAAUAAGAUCUGUGGUUAACAAAACCGCUAAUUAUUUUCACAUUUAAUCUAUGACAUAAAACACACCAGUUAUAACCCGCUCGUGAUUUUUUCAAACGUAGUGUCAGAUACGUGAGUCAAGCUUAUAUCAGCCAAUCACAUCAGGGGCAGCUCAUCAACUUUAACCAAUAGUCCUACAACACAUACUAGACAUACUAGCUCCAUAUCAUCUGCUAAAUCGUUCCGCACUCAAAACUCACCUCCCUCCCCAUCUCCUCCAUAUCUGCCUGUAUCUGUCUGAUCACUUUAAUUGAAUCAUGAACUGUUCUGGAUCCCCAGGCGGGGGGACAUGUAUUGCUGCGCUCACGCUUUGUCAUUGCAAGGCUGCAAAGACAGGCGGAGAGUUUGCCCAGGAUAGUUUCAUUCCGCCAACCUUAAAUAUUGCUGUUGUUUAAAUAUUUGACAACAGUGGUCCCUGACAGAAAAGCUUUAUUGUGUCUUUAAAACGGCGGUCGCUAACCAGUUGCUAAAAGUAACUACUUCGUUUUGACGUCAUUGCGCAUACACAUUAAGUCAAAUGUUGUGUUGAUUUAUAAAGAUGUUCUUGAUAGACAAGGUGUGUAAAAAUCAUAAACCUUUGUUAAUAUCUGAGCUUGAGUUUUUGCAAUUUUCCAAAAAUCUAUGAUAAAAAUGUUUAGGCUUUCAGUCGAGGGAAUCAAUGCGGCCCUAACUUCCGGGUUUGCCUACAAAAAUAAGUCAUCUCUAAGGUACACUAUAUAUAACAUUCUACAAAUAACACCUCAAGUUAUACCUGUAAGAGAUCCUGCCAGGGGUGUUGCAGGUAUGUGAAAUGGUUUUACGGAAUGUAAAAUAUAACAGCUAGUAUGCUUGGAGUAAUUUAAGCUAUCUUUAUAGUAAUGCUGGUUAACCCUUGUAUUACCUCUAUGGAGUGUAGCAUAACCUAGAGAAAGUUUUCUGUCUUUGAAUGAACUAGAAAGGAAUGUAACCGUCUCUUUAAAUGAUGUGCGAUAAAGUUCAGGGAAAUUGUUUAACGCUGUCUCGAUGGCAGUUUUCAUACUUAAAUAUUUGAAGAGCAUAAAGACAUUCCUAAUGCUUAGUGGGUUUUGAUAUUUCAAAUCAGAGCUGUCUUUUGUUUCAUUUUUGGAAAAUUGGAUUGUGUGUUUGUUUUUACAAUUGAUACAACUUUCAAUUCUCAACCUUCUAAACUUUUGAUACAAAUAUCUUAAAGGAGACAUUUUGUAAACUCUUUACUGAUAAUGUUUUUUCUAUAGUAUUAUCAGUUGGUGCUUGUACAGGGUAUCGUACACAGAUGUACUAUAAUCUGCUAUAUAAGACCAGCCAUCAACAAGAAAAAAAAGUGCUGUCUGCAGUCCACACGCCGAGUUUGUUAGUUAUUUUAAGUAGGUACUUUUCUUGAUUUGGCACAGAACUGAAAUGUUUUUGUAUAAACAUUAUUACUGUGUAUUUUAUUUUUUUAUUUGCAUUUUGAAGUUCGUAGUUCUAAGGCAUUUCGCAUUUAGUUUGCUCGGUCACUGUGAUACAAAUGGCUUACCCGUGUUAUCAGCGUUCCAUUUUUGCUACUCUUGCACACAUGCUAAAGAGUUAUCUGGAUGUUUCAAGCACAAAAACAUGAAUUAAAAUAUUCCAGCACCUCACCUUUUCUAAUCUUUUUUAACAUUUUUUUUUAAACUUUAGCAAGAGUUUCUAGUUUAUACCAGAACGUUUUAACAAUUAAAAAAAACUUUUGCUAUCGUGAAAUUCAACAAUGUUUUAAAAAUACUUACCAUAUGGUAAUUGAUUAAGGGACGUGCCUUCAUUUAUAGUGCAAAGUAGCAAAAAUGGUUCACAUCGCUGCGCUCUUACAAACAGUGAAUAUGCUUCUAACAUUACAGAUAAAACAAACAAUUGUGUAAAGAAGAAAUGUAAAUGUUUUUCAGACUAAGUAAAACACAAUUAUUUUUAAAAACAAAAAAUGUAGAUUCAUUUUCAGAUUUUUUAAACAUAAUCCAGCAUUCUGCAGUCCUUUGUAUUCUUUAUAUGUUUAUGUUUAUGUCUAAACCAAAACCUCAGCAUGUUCAAUUUAUUGCUCGGAUUUCAAUACUGCACCUGCCAUGAAACAAUGUCAAUGUUAACAAAUCUACAGUUACAACCCUAAAGAGUUACUGUUUAUUUCAGUUGUAAAAACGUCCUGAGAGUUUAUUGGUGUCCAGUUUUUUUUAUUGCCCUCAAAACAACUAUCACUAUGGGAUUAGAUCACAGAUGUUAUUAAUAUGUUAAUGAAUCAGGUGGUGAGACUGCACUGACCUUUUUGUCCUGUGGACAUUUAACUAUUAAACUACUGAAUGUCAACCUAUCCCUGAAUACUGACACAGUCAAUGUAAACAGAUUGGGGUGGUUGGAGUUUCUUGUGGUACUGAAUGAAAUUUGUCCGUUCAUCUAUUUACUAACUGUUGACUUUAUUAUGUCUUUUUGACUGGAUUUACAGUCGCUUGUAUAAGCUAGUAUUUAUUGUGUUGUAGUGCACAGUAAUCGAUGCAUGUUUGUCUUGGCGGAUCAUUUCUUCCCUGCUGUGUAUGUUUUCAACCUUGUGAUGCUGUAACUGUAGCAUAGAGAAUAUAAUACUAAGGAAUGGAAAGAAUUUAUAUAUAACACAUUUGUAUUCACUUUGGGAAGUGGGAAUGGAUAAUAAAAACCUUUCAAG
This is a messenger RNA of Triplophysa dalaica, 7848 nucleotides long. It is a transcript of the gene mtus2a, whose product is annotated as microtubule associated tumor suppressor candidate 2a. The transcript has 15 exons. NCBI's taxonomy places the organism in Eukaryota, Metazoa, Chordata, Actinopteri, Cypriniformes, Nemacheilidae. Gene Ontology annotation, cellular component: cytoplasm; nucleus. Gene Ontology annotation, molecular function: microtubule binding. Bases 354 to 4268 code for a protein of 1304 amino acids. The record is from RefSeq and is a predicted model, not a curated record.